Messenger RNA from Striga asiatica, 1076 nucleotides. The record is from the annotation of a GenBank genome assembly. Lineage: Eukaryota; Viridiplantae; Streptophyta; Magnoliopsida; Lamiales; Orobanchaceae.
GAAAACGCUCGAGAUUCUUCUUAACAAAAAAAGUAAUGAAAAGUGAAAAACUCGGGAUCUGAAUCAAGAUAUUUCCAUGGCGCUGCGCGCUCCGAGGCCGAUCCUCUGCCGGAUCAGGGCGGAGAAAUCGGCGUUGCCGGAGUUUCAGAGGCUGAGGGGCGCGGCGGAGGCGCCGGCGGAGGGCGGCGGAAAGAUCGUGCUGCAGCCUAGGGUUUGCACGCUGAGGUCGUUCGGGGGAGAGCGCGGGGGCGGCGUGAUUAGGGCUAAUGUGGAGAGCGAGGUUUCUAGGUUCUUCGGGACUCUGUCGGAUUAUGUGGAGAGCUCCAAGAAGAGUCACGAUUUCGAGAUUAUGUCUGGUCGGCUUGCCAUGAUUGUAUUUGCUGCAACAGUUGGAGUGGAGAUUGUGACAGGGAACUCGGUAUUCAGGAAACUCGAUUUGCAAGGACUUGAAGAAGGUGCAGGCGCAUGCUUGGCAGCCAUAGCUAGUGCCGCCACUUUUGCUUGGUUCUCGAGCUACCGUAAAAAAGUGGGCUCGAUUUUCACAACUGGAUGCAACACCUUCAUUGAUGCACUCGUUGACCAAAUAGUCGAUGGCUUGUUUUACGAGACCGACAUUAAUGACUGGUCCGAGUGAUUUGAUUUAGAGGAAUGAAAUAAAAAGAGCCCAUUAGAAUCAUGCAAAAACGGGUUUGCUUGAAUACUAUAUAUGUGUGCGCGAUAUGUAAGUAUAGGUAAGUUGUGUGGAAUUUGUGAAGUGUCGGCCGUGAGGGUAAAAAGGUAAUUGUGUAUUGAUAUUGUUAGAUAGUCGAUGUUGUCUUGCGUGUUUAUUUUACAAGUAUCGAUAGGUCUUAAUGCUAAAUGCCUAAUAGUUUGAUAGUCAUACUCUUCUAAUAAUUAUACAUACUUUAGUAUUGUGAUAUCUUGUACGUUAGUAUUGUUCUAUAGGAGUCAUUUUGGCCAUGUUAAAUUGUAGUGCACUCAACAAGAAAGAUUUUUUUAGGUGUUUUGUGGGAUUAUUUGAAGAUCACGUUUUAACAGUUAAGAAUUUACAUAGCAAGAAUUGCAGCAUGAACAGA